CGCAGGAGCAGGAGGAGGGGAGCCGCGCCGCCAGGGAGGGAAGCCGGGGCGAGGCGAGGAGGUGGCGGGAGGAGGAGACAGCGGGGAAAGGUGUCACAUAAAGGAGGGCUCUCCACCGCUUUGGAGGCAUCAUGGCCGCUAAGUCAGACGGGAGGCUGAAAAUGAAGAAGAGCAGCGACGUGGCGUUCACCCCGCUGCAGAACUCGGACCACUCGGGCUCGGUGCAGGGAUUGGCUCCGGGCUUGCCGUCGGGGUCGGGAGCCGAGGACGAGGAGGCAGCGGGGGGCGGCUGCUGCCCGGACGGCGGCGGCUGCUCGCGCUGCUGCUGCUGCUGCUGCGCCGGGAGCGGCGGCUCGGGCGGCGGCUCCGGCGGCAUCGGCGGCCCGGGCGGCGGCGGGGCGGGUUCGGCGGCGCUGUGCCUGCGCCUGGGCAGGGAGCAGCGGCGCUACUCGCUGUGGGACUGCCUCUGGAUCCUGGCCGCCGUGGCCGUGUACUUCGCGGACGUGGGCACGGACAUCUGGCUCGCCGUGGACUACUACCUGCGCGGCCAGCGCUGGUGGUUCGGGCUCACGCUCUUCUUCGUGGUGCUCGGCUCGCUCUCGGUGCAGGUGUUCAGCUUCCGCUGGUUUGUGCACGAUUUCAGCACCGAGGACAGCGCCGCGGCCGCCGCCGCCUCCAGCUGCCCGCAGUCUGGAGCGGACUGCAAGCCGGUGGUCGGCAGCGGGUCUGCAGCCGCGGAAGGCGAGGCUCGUCCUUCCACGCCGCAAAGACAAGCGUCCAGCGCCAGCAAGAGCAACAUCCCCGCCACCAACAGCGGCAUCAACAGCAACGGGGCCACCCGGGCCAGCGGCAAGCACAGGUCUGCGUCCUGCUCCUUCUGCAUCUGGCUCCUGCAGUCACUCAUCCACAUCUUGCAGCUCGGGCAGAUCUGGAGAUAUUUCCACACCAUAUACUUAGGCAUCCGAAGCCGGCAGAGCGGGGAGAACGACCGAUGGAGAUUCUACUGGAAGAUGGUCUACGAGUGCGCGGACGUGAGCAUGCUCCACCUGCUCGCCACCUUCCUGGAGAGCGCCCCGCAGCUGGUCCUGCAGCUCUGCAUCAUCGUGCAGACGCACAGCCUGCAGGCCCUGCAAGGUUUCACAGCAGCCGCCUCCCUCGUGUCCUUGGCCUGGGCCCUGGCCUCUUACCAGAAGGCCCUCCGGGACUCUCGCGAUGACAAGAAGCCCAUCAGCUACAUGGCCGUGGUCAUCCAGUUCUGCUGGCACUUCUUCACCAUCGCCGCCAGGGUCAUCACCUUCGCCCUCUUCGCCUCGGUUUUCCAGCUGUACUUUGGGAUCUUCAUCGUCCUGCACUGGUGCAUCAUGACCUUCUGGAUCGUCCACUGUGAGACGGAGUUCUGCAUCACCAAGUGGGAGGAGAUCGUGUUCGACAUGGUGGUGGGAAUCAUCUACAUCUUCAGCUGGUUCAACGUCAAGGAAGGCAGGACUCGCUGCAGGCUCUUCACCUACUACCUGGUCAUCCUUCUGGAAAACACCGCCUUGAGUGCCCUCUGGUACCUCUACAAGGCUCCCCAGAUCGCAGACGCGUUUGCCAUCCCUGCGCUGUGCGUGGUGUUCAGCAGCUUCCUGACCGGUGUGGUUUUCAUGCUGAUGUACUAUGCCUUCUUUCACCCCAACGGACCCAGGUUCGGGCAGUCACCCAGCUGUGCUUGUGAAGACCCCGCCGCUGCCUUCUCUCUGCCUCCAGAGGUGGCCACGAGCACCCUGAGGUCCAUCUCCAAUAACCGCAGCGUGGCCGGUGACCGCGACCAGAAAUUCGCAGAGCGGGAUGGGUGUGUCCCUGUCUUUCAGGUGAGGCCCACGGCCCCAUCCACCCCAUCGUCUCGCCCACCACGGAUUGAAGAAUCUGUCAUUAAAAUUGACCUGUUCAGGAAUAGGUACCCAGCGUGGGAGAGACAUGUUUUGGACCGAAGCCUCCGAAAGGCCAUUCUGGCCUUUGAAUGCUCCCCGUCUCCUCCGAGGCUGCAGUACAAAGACGACGCUCUCAUUCAGGAGCGGCUGGAGUAUGAAACCACUUUAUGAGACGAAGGGCCUGGAGGAGGGCCACGCCCUGCAGGUGCAGGGGCGACAGCAGGGCUGCGGCAAUAACGAACCUGCACCCAAGAGCGGGGCGGCGGGCGGCGGUGUCCUAGCCUGACCGCCGUCAGGACGAGGUCUGACCCUCCGCCAGCCGACUGCCUGCUGCUGGCCUCCUGUCAAAGAGCAGCCGCGAGCCUCCCGUUCCACCUGCAGGGGGCGGACCAGCGCAGCAGGACCCCUUGGGGCUGCCAGCCCCUCCCGCACAGUCUUUUAGCACAUCCGCCGGAGGGCACCGUUGUGAUGGAAAGUGUUGCCUCCAAUCAGUAGGGUGUUUUGAUGGAGUUAACUGAUCGUUGCAUAAAAUGUACUGAGUCAUACACACACGUACACACACAUGUACACACACACACACACACACACACACACACCAGUCCUCCGUCAAAAUAGCUUAGGUGAUUUUGCUUGAUGCGAAGCUGUGAUUCCCACAGGAACACAAAAAACAAAGAGAGAAAACAUACCCCUCCAGACCUGAGAAGAAACAAAACACAAUUAGUACUGCUUAGACAGAAUUCAUAAACCAUUCUCAUGUGGAAACCAGUACCCUGUGUGAAGGGCCGAUAAUCCAGCGGCAGACAACCCAAGUGAGUUUACACAUGCAUUAGAGUUGGUGGAAUGGUUCGUUUUCAACACAUUUCAGGAUUUUUUUUUUAAUUUUAAAUUUUCAGUUCAGAACAUCUUUGAUGACAGAAACCCUAUGCAGCCCACGUCUGGCUUUUGACAAGACCAAGGAGCUCCAUAACUUAGCGAUGUAGGUUCAGUGAUAAUCAGGAUUCAGUAUUCAGUUACGAAACUGUAAUAAAUACACAAAGAGGAAGCGGGGGGCCGGGGGGCAGAGAGGCAAAGCGAGCGUCUGAUUCCGCAGCUUGCGCGCCUCGCACGGGACGUCCGGGCAGAGCUGCGGGAGAGACAGGCUGUGUUCAGGCCCGGGGUGCAGGCGGGGCCCCGGAGCACGCCCCGCCGCCCCUUCUAGUGCCAAACGCCGCCGUGCGCCGGGCUGCCGGGGAGCCCGGCCAGCCGGGCACGCGCCCCACAAAGCAGAGGAGAGCUGCGCCGUCACGUUCUCCUCUGUGGACAGACUCCCCCUCCCCCACUCAAGGGCAAAGUGACGUGUCUUUCGGAAGCUUUGGGACGCUCUUUAGUAAGUAUGAGCCGACAGGUGCAGUGAGAAUGCUAUGGGAAAUCCCUUCUGAACUGAGCGGGGGCCUAUCACUAGAUCCAGCUAAGAUCUGAAUUGAACCAUUUGUGAAGUCGCACUCCUACAGGCUUCUGGGUUUUAAAUGCCUCCGUCCAGCAAGUAGACGUUCCCCACUUUCUGUUCCCAGCGUCCUCGGUCAUGGUGCUUUUUGUUGCAUUAAAAGUGCCGGUCAAACUUUGAUAGUAUUUUUUUAUAGUUGGUGCAGAGUGGAAUAACUCAUGGAUUAUUUCAAUAUUUUUGUAAUAAAAAUAUAGGGUACACGUCUAGGCAUCAUCCCUUUUUUUAUAGACCUGGAAUCGUUUAAAACACUUUAAGCAUCAUAGUUGCUUGGGACGUCAGACACUGGUCCACAGAUUCCCAUCAGCCUGCCUCGGCAGAUUGAGAACACCUGUCUCUUGCAAGACCCCCCUACUUUACAAUGUUGGUGCCCCCAGGAACCUGGCCAGGGGUGCUAUUAGAACAUCAGGUGACGAGAGAGUCCGCUUGACUAGAAAGGGCUUGUCAAGACUGGCCAAUGUUUCCCCGGAAAUCAGAGACAUAAACGAUAACUUCCAUCCAUCCACUAUGACAAACCUGACCACAGUGGACGACGUCUUAAACUCCCUUCCCUGGUUUUGUAUUAUCCCAACUGAUAGACUAAAUAUUAGUUGUCACUUUAAAAAGAAAAAGUCAGUUUGACAUCAAUCAGUUAUUUGGACUGUCCAAUUCACUUUAAGUAGUCGUGUUCUAGAGCCGCCACCCGUAACAGGCAGCUGCUGUCCCUGUGGCGGCGUCCACAGGAGUGACAGGCAGCUCCACCCACAACUUUUUUGAUACAAAGCACCAAAACGAUGUUUAAAAAAUAGACAAUUUUUUAUCAGUAGACAUGAUAGGAUCCUCCAAGCAAGAUUUCACUAAAAAAAAUAACAUUCUCUGGGCAAACAUUAUCUAGUCACCAGUAAAGGUCCAGGGAGACGCUCUUCUUGUCAACAAUUGCUGAGAACAUUCCACCCCCCCCCAACUGUAGAAGGAAACAAAAAUGAUUAUAUUGGCAAAUUCCUCACUUUCGGUGCAGAACCAUGAGUUAUUAGCAUCAUUAUUUCCAAGACAACUUUUAAUUGAUGAUCUGUGGAAGUUGAAUUGCUCAGUUGAACUAUAGCUUUGAUGCCACGUGUAAAUAACAGGUUAUAAUAUUGUCAGUCAACACAAACCCAGCAGCCCUGUCACUCUCCAGCCAUGUAAGACCUAAAUUAUUUCUCAAUUAUUUCUUCAUGUAACACGUGAAGAGCCAAAAUGAGUGCUGCGUGGGUGUGAACCGAGGUGCUACGCUUUGUCUUGGAGGUGAGGAUGCAUUCGGGAAGGUGUCAGAAGUGUGAAUUUUUCAAUGAUUUCCCAAAUACGGUAAAUACUCUGUUAUCCAACACACUUGAAGGUUACAAAAUUCUAGUCAAAAUCCUUGUUAAGGAAAUAUCUCCACCAUGUUCUGAAUUACAAACUUCCUCAAGAUUAUAAACAAGAACAAGAAAAAGUUUGCUUCUGAGGAAGACGAUGACUUAAUCGUGCUCCCAAGACUCAGAAGGCUCUGGGCUGCCGUCAGACUGUGCGGCGAUGAGAGCUUUUAUUGGCUUCUAGACACGCUGAUAACAGAGAGUUUAAAGUAUUAGGAUUUAAAGAGACAUCGUCAGUGUACAAAGGAACAAAGUUUGAUUUCCCUAUUUACAUUUCAGUUCUUUCUUAGCUUUUAUUUUCAAUUCACCACUUAACCCUCCACAGAGAGUGACCCAGGAAUCCAGAGGGAGCACCCCACAGUGAGCGCACAAAUUGGAAGAGCUGGAUUCUUUCUGUGGCCUCCAGCUGUCUAUUCUGAGUCCACCUGGGGUCCCUGUGGGGUGGAAGGGUCUGCUUUUGGUAUUUGAUUUUUGCGCAGGGCCAUGAAAUGUUCUGCAGGAAAAUACGUUUUUUCGCUUUUAAAUUAGCAUUUCUAAAUGAAACCCUAUUUGAGAUUAAUGAAUGUAUAUGUCUUAACCACACUGAGACUUUAAGUAUUUGUGUGGAAGAAAAAGAUUUUUCCAUGUAAGUCAAAGUUUGGUCCCCAAAAAUGACCAUGUCCUUUAAAUCUUCUCUGAUUUCCAUUUGUCCUCCUUAACCAUGUACUGUCUAGUUCAGUGACCUUGACUUUACACUCUGUUACUAUUCAUUUAUGACAUUGCUGUGAACCCAACAAAUGAAAUAAAUUUUCCUACUAACAUGGCAAGAAUAUACAAUUCAAGUAUGAGCAAAAGAUAAAAUACAAAGAUAAUCUGAAGAUAUUGAAGCACAUUGAAGUAUUUACACUUAAUUUCUAAAUGCCCUAUUUCUUUGGCUCUGUGAAUAAAUGAAGUGACGGCACUGACCAAUUUAAGGGGAAUAGGGAUAAUUGAAAUCUCAAUGACUUCUUUUAAAAUAUCAUCCAUGUUUGUGUAUGGUAUAGAUUACAAACAUGUAUUCUAUAUAAUACACAAACACACAGCCACACAACUAAAGUGACAGAGGAAGGGCGUAAAGUAUACACUGCCCUUUCAUGUCUGUAAAUGGGUAUGUUAUUGACACAUGAACUUUUAGAUAAAAAGCUUUUUCUCGCUCCUUUCGGCGCCAGCCCGAGCAUAUCGUCCACAUCUGUUAAGACGUCAACACACCUGUGAUCUUCAGUUGGAAAUACCUAGAUGUAAUUUAGCUCUUUUAACUUGAAUGAACUCUCCCACUCCUGGAAGGGCUCAUCUUUUAAGCAGUUGAAUAGAACAGUUGUGAGUCAUUGCAGAGUUUCUCUCUCCGAACAGACUGAAUGGAGCGAAGGAAACCCCUGGGGUCCUUACCAGGAUUCUGUGAGGUUACCUGUUUGCCUUGAAUUGUACCAAAUGCCAUCGAGUGGAAACAACUUCUGACACAAUGUUUGGACAAGAAUUCAGAGGAAUUUUUUUUUCUAAUGAACCAUUUUCUAGACUACACGCACAUUCCCCUCUGUUCUCACAAGUCUUUGCCAUUAGCCAUCACCCCCUGUGUAAAGCUGGGACGAGGUGCCGCAGUUUUGUUUCUCAGGAGGAUUCCUUAAAGCUCUUGUAAAAGUAGCUCGGGCCGUCUUUCAGAAAUAGAGCUCCGAGGACGGCUGACGCGCCUGCUGCAGACACAGAGGGACUUAGUGGCCAUUUCUCUAAUUUCAGUGAUGGAUUCAGAUCAACUCAUGUUCAUUUAUCUUCAGCAACCCAGUGUCACUUGUGGAAACCAUCAGAACGAUUGCUCCCGCCAGCUUGUGGCUCAGAACCCCCCUUCUCCCCCUCUGAAGCAGGAGCGCCUCAGACGGGCCAAGGACGAGCGGAUCCCCCUCCGUCACCACCACCCCGCCCCUGGUCUCCGAGGCUCCGGCCCCGACCCGACCCGACCCGAGUCAGGCUGGGCAAGGGUCUUGACCUCUGGGCAGUACUUCCUCCCCCUACUGGGGCAGAGCGCUCUCUGUGGACACACAUCUUGUCCAGUUGCCUUCCUGAGAACGGGCACCUGGAAAGACACAAUACGUGUCCCUGAUCAGCACCCUCAAAAGCAGAACUCUGCGGGGUGUGGGCGGGACUGUGUAAAAACACGAGCCGUUCCGCUGCGCUGACCGUGGCAGCUAGGCAGCUGGCACACAGCCUGCUCUCACGCAGAGGGCCUGGCGGCGGGCGAGGCCAGCAGGAACCAGGGGUCUGGAAGCUCUUCCUUGAGUGUCUGAGGCAUCACGUUGUCUCAACACCCAUCGGAAGCUCUUUCUCUAGAUUCCAUAAGGAAAAAGAAAAAUCAGACUUUUGUAAUAUUGCAGGCAACGGCUUAGCCCAGAAAUCUAACACUUUGGUCUUUUGUGCUGCUAAAUAAGAGGUGAUUUAAUGUCGCUGCGAUGGCUCGUUGCUUUGUUAAAAUUGUUUUCAUAAUAUUCCGACGGGAGUCAGAAACACUGAACCCAGGUUUCACUUUGGUUCCUCUCCCCCUGUAUCGGUGGUGGCUUCCCAGGCCUGAGAGCCUAUCUGGUGCCUGGGCUGUGCCCACAGCUUCACCUGAGUGACCUCGGCCCAUCCUCAGAGCCAUCCUUGAGUGGAGCCCCAUUUACAGAUGAUAAAACUUCAGCUCAGAGACAUUAAACUAGCCAGGGGUCCGCAGCUGAGGAUCGCUAGAGCUGAGCAUUGAGUGAAACUGAUAAUGACUUCUAUCAGUUCCAAAUCCUCCUAGAAAACCAAGGAAUACUUUUCCACCCAGCUCUAUUCCUGACUCGGCAAGGUCUCAGGAGAAACAAAGCGUAGUCAGAUGAUCAAAUUUUUCAAAGAAGAUUCCAUUUAAGAGUCAAAGAUGUCUUUCAGUGUGAAAAGCUGAACAUUUUAAAAGUCAGUGACAAGAAACGGAGGUCUCUUCCACCUGUCACUGAGUCUUCCUUCAGCUCCCUAAUUCGCAGCAGGCAGAUGAGUGCCCGUCUUCCGUUCCAGAAGACUGUCCCCCAGCCCCACUGGCCUUGCUUUACAUUAAAGUAAGUAAUGAAUACAAAUGAAGCUGAUGGUUCUUUUCUUCUGGUCUCUACAUGUACGCUACCAUCAGCCGGUUAGGCAGACGGGAAGAUAGCUAACCCCCACUACUUCCUGACCUCUGACUGAUCAAGAAACAGAGAGGAAGGAAGGAAGGAAAGAAUAAGGGAAGAUGGGUCUAACAAAUCUUUGAGUGACAUUGCUUUCAUACUAAAAGGUAAUUCUAUUCCAUUUUUAUAAUUUUCCCCUAAAUUUUAUUUGCUGUCUUGCAGAUCACAAAAUGUAAUCCUUAAUGGGAUUUUUAUAGCACUGGUCGAACCAUCACAUAAAUCUAGAAACUUCAUCUCAGAUGGAAAGCUUACAUGUAAAGAAUGUAGCAAACGUUUACCAAAUAUUUGUUGAAUCAAAUUAUAAGACAAUGUGUGUGUCGUUUCCCUCCUCAGCUGAGACGUACCAUGUCUGAGGUCUACAGGACGACAGAGUUAUGACCUAGUCAGGGAUGUGGUUGUGCAGGGAGCUGUGUGUGUGUCGCUUGAAUUCAUGCUAAAAAGGUAGCCAAUCAUAAGCCCCAAAUUUUCUCAACCCUGGUGUUUAUUUUCAAAAAAUAUAUGCAGUGAUCAGUCUGAAUUUAACACAUUAAGACACAAGCCAUCCCUAACUUCCUGCCUUUUGGAUAUGAUUUAAGCAGAUCUUUAUAAAGUUAGGUUAAAUUAGGAGUCACUAACUUUUAGAGGAAAUAGUGUCUAAAGUAACGUUUCUUUUUAUAGAUGAGCCCAAAUGGAUCCGAAGAGACCAGGCAUUGUUUAUCAUCAUUCAUUCAGUCAGUCAGUCAUUUAUUAGGCACAAUCAAUUUGCCAGCCAAAGCACAGUCACACCCAGAAUGAACCCCGCGUUCGGCAUCUCACACUGCGGUUACUGGCAGCAGCAUAAGCGCCUUCCGACCUCAGCCCUCGUUCUGCCCUCCCACACUGCUUCUCUUUUUAGUGUCUAUGUUUAAUUCUAUGCCAGAGCAAUAAAGAAACAGAAGCUUUUCCAAGGUUGUCAUGUGAGCCCCACGAUAAACAACGAGCACACAUCAUGGCGAACGUAAGGUAGUGAUAGGAAUGGAAGGAUAAAUCAACAACGGAUGACUGCUUAUAGAGAGGAAGGUAACUUUACAAUUUGUGUUUAUGCCUCUCCUUUAAAGCAAGGCCACAAAGCAACAUCAACAAAAAAAAAAUUGAUAUACUCUUUUGGCAUAUAGUAUUUGACUCAAAGCAAUCAUCUCUGAAUAAGGUUUGGAGAUAUUUCUAAGAAUUUCUUUUAAGAAGAGACAUGAAAUUAGGAUGCCUCUGAAAUGUCUGAAAAGUUUUCUAAUGGUCACUUCACAGAUCCUCAGGAAGCAUUUUUCAUGAGCACAUACGAUGCUUUUUUUCCCCAAACCCCAUUCUUUCCCCUUGCCUUCUUUCUUAAAUGGAGGGACUGGGGAUUGAACCCAGGACCUCAUGCAUGCCAGGCAUGCACUCUACCACUGAGCUAUACCCUUCCCCCACCGAAAUCACCAUUCUGAUUUUUCACAGAGUGAUUCUUUCUGGCCACAGAGGAAUGGAAGAGGGACCAUCAGGUGGACAGAAGCAGGACACAGAGUGAGGGAGCCAGAGGCCCCCUGGACAAGUAGUGGGACGUAUGGGUUCAUGAAAGAUCCCCCUUCCCCAUGACCGUGGAGAAUCACCACAAGAGCAUCUCUCUGUACACAAGCGUUAGAGGUGGUGGUGGGCCUCCCCAGAAUGUAGUCUCCAGCAGUCACGUUAUUUAGGGGUCACAGAUUUCCAGGCAUAAACCUCAGUUACUGCAACCUGAGAGGCCGUUCUGAAGCCUCGCUCCCCACGCCCAGAAGAGCAGCACUGAGCUGCAGCCCCUGUCGUGGGUCGGAGCCAUCAGCCCCACCCCGUGUGGACACAUGCUGGCUUGAUACCGAAUCCAAGCCUCUCCUACAGUAUGGCCCAGUGUGGUUGGCUUUCCACAAGGUCAAGGGCACACGGUUUAAAGAUAAUGAUUAACGUGCAUAACUAAUUUUCUCUGAGUGAAAUAAUGCUGGUCAGGGGAUGCUAUAAACCCAUUGGUCCUCUAUGGAGGAAAAAGAAAGAGAAGAAAGCAUACUAAUUUUUAUGAGCACAGAAUAACUAAAAGAAUUCCAUGGUGAGUCCCAUGAAGUAGCAGCAAGCAGCUGACCUGAGGACAGUGCCAAGUCAGAGCCACGACCUCUAGCCCCCUGGCACCAUUCAUAGUUCGUUACGAGGUUGGCUGCUGUGUCCGCUGCUGCACCAGACAGGACGAGUCGUUACCGACAUGACGCUUCCAGAGAAAGAGCAUGUUUAACAAAACCGAUCAACAUCAAAACUAAUUAACCAUCUUGCUAAGAAACCAUCACCGCACGGUAUCAGCCCGGAACUCUCCCCUGUGCCGUCGCUGAAGCCUGUCAGCUACUCUGUUAUUAGAAUUUCAGAAGAUGCAAGAUUUGAUGUUUUUAUUUUACUUCCAUCCACCACAUUAAGCUGGUGGCCGUCUCCUCUCUCUGUUGCUUGAUUUGCAUUAAAAUGGAACUCAUCAAAUUCUUACUUCAUUAAGAGCUACGAAUGUUAACAAAAGGAGACGUUGUGUUUAAUUUAAGCUAACAUAACUGUUCUAGUGAGGGUCUGGUACAGAGUUGUAUCACGGCAACACUCCUAAUUAUUCCAAGUUAAUUCACCCAUCAGUAAGUUCUAAAACAUCCCUUAGCAUGUUGAAAGCACACUUUGGGUCUCUCAACAUCAGAAGAAAUUCCUAUUUGGAUUACAAGCCAGUAGGACACGUCUUCAUCAACACUGGCAUUUCAGCACAUUGUGGUUCGGACAAAUGAACACUUGUGUUUGGCGUGUUGGGCACGGCUACUAAAACUCGGCAGGUAGCCCUUCCCUGGGCCUCCCUGCUUGUGCUGCUGACAGUUCCUCUUCUACUCAAAUCGGAAGCAAUAGCGCGUCCUCCUGUAACCAGAGAUCUGUCUGCCGGUCACAGCAUUGUCAUUUCAUAUUCCUCUUUCAAAGAAUAUCCAGCUACUCCUAUUAACCUUUCUAAUGUAUUGUACACAGAAAAAGAAA
Molecule: messenger RNA, 10948 nt
Organism: Camelus dromedarius (Arabian camel)
Lineage: Eukaryota; Metazoa; Chordata; Mammalia; Artiodactyla; Camelidae
Gene: XKR4
Product: XK related 4
Exons: 3
Coding region: 132-2081 (649 amino acids)
Biological process (GO): apoptotic process involved in development; engulfment of apoptotic cell; phosphatidylserine exposure on apoptotic cell surface
Cellular component (GO): plasma membrane
Source: RefSeq, a predicted model, not a curated record